AUGUCUAGUUACGACACGCAACUCCAUGACUUUGGGUCUCUGUUUUCUCUAAAGGGGAAGAUCGCGGUGGUUACUGGGGGAUCGAGAGGAUUGGGAUUACAUGCUGCUUCUGCUUUCCUCCAAGCUGGCUGCUCUCUCGUCUACAUCACGUCCCGUAAAGCUUCCGCCUGCGAAGCCGCUGUCGCAACUCUCAAUUCCCUUCCCAAUCUCUCUCCGGGUGCAAAAGCCGUUUCCGUCCCCGCAGAUAUAUCAACUAUCGAAGGUAUCCAGCAUUUGGUAUCCGAAGUCUCCAAAACCACAGAUCAUAUCGAUAUCUUGUUCGCAAACGCGGGAGCCACGUGGGGAGAAAAAUUCGAUACCCAUCCCGAUGAUGCGUUUGCGAAAGUAAUGAAUUUAAACGUCAAGAGUGUUUUUGGAACGGUGAGAUUAUUCGCACCUCUCCUUCAAGCACGCGCCAGCGCUUCAGAACCCUCCCGUGUAAUUGUAACAGCCUCCAUCGCCGGCCUCGCCGUCGCUCUCCCAGGUCCCAACUCUGCAAUCGGGUAUUCGGCCUCUAAAGCUGCGGCAAUCCAUCUCACCAAAAAUCUCGCUGUCGAACUCGGUCCCCGUCAUAUUCUUUGCAAUGCCAUUUCUCCCGGAUUCUUUCCAUCGAAAAUGGCCAAUGCGCUUAUGGAGUCUAAAGGGGGAGCUGCGAAGCUGGCUAAAGCAGUGCCGGAUAGGAGAUUGGGAAAACCGGAAGAUAUUGCUGGCGCGGUGGUUUUCUUGGCUAGUAGGGCAGGAAGUCAUGUUAAUGGGGCUAACUUGGUGGUUGAUGGGGGGGAGGUGUUAAGUAGAGGUGAAGCGAUUGACGAGGGUGGGGAGAAAGCGAAACUUUAG
This is a messenger RNA of Botrytis byssoidea, 876 nucleotides long. RefSeq lists its product as uncharacterized. Bases 1 to 876 code for a protein of 291 amino acids. The record is from RefSeq and is a predicted model, not a curated record. NCBI's taxonomy places the organism in Eukaryota, Fungi, Ascomycota, Leotiomycetes, Helotiales, Sclerotiniaceae. Gene Ontology annotation, molecular function: oxidoreductase activity. The transcript is spliced from 3 exons.